This is a messenger RNA of Sesamum indicum (sesame), 1510 nucleotides long. Its product is annotated as phenolic glucoside malonyltransferase 1. NCBI's taxonomy places the organism in Eukaryota, Viridiplantae, Streptophyta, Magnoliopsida, Lamiales, Pedaliaceae. The record is from RefSeq and is a predicted model, not a curated record.
AUACAUUGCCAGCUCCAUUCAAGGCAUCCCAUGAGCAGUUGUUCCAAUGGCAACCAAACUUGAGGAAUGCAAAAUCCACCCUUCAUUUGAUACUAAUGAUCAUGAGAUCUCUCUUCCCCUAACACAUUUUGAUAUACCAUUUUUUCUAUGUAAUCCAACUCAAAGGCUUAUUUUCUUCGAUAUUCCCUGCUCAAAACGCCAUUUCUUGGAUACCAUUGUUCCAGAUCUCAAGAAAUCUCUUGCACGCACCCUGACUCAUUUCCUUCCACUAGCUGGAAACGUAAUCGUUCCUUUGGACUUUGGGAUGCCUGUGAUUCGUUACGUCUCGGGAGACUCCGUUUCUCUUACAAUUGUUCAAUGUGAUCGAGAUUAUCAGUAUCUUACAGGAAACCAUCGACGAGUGGCCGAUGAAUUCUACGCCUGUGUACCUCAGUUGCCACCCGCAAGCCGUUUUCCUGACUCUUUCGUGCUCCCUGCUUUGGUGCUUCAAGUCACACUGUUUCCAGGACAGGGAAUCUGUCUUGGUCUGACCAAUAAUCACGUAGUAGGCGAUGAGAGUAGCAUUGUUAAUUUUGUGAAAUCAUGGGCAUUACUUAACAAGUUUGAUAGUGAUGUUAGUCAGAUAGAUCAAAAAUCUUUCCCAGUUUUUCGUAGAAAUGGAGUUCAGGAUCCAGGGGGACUGGAUUCCAGGGCGUGGAAUUUCGUGACGAAAUCCAUGUUUUUCUCUGUUGAUCCUCAACCUCCAACCUUUCCCAUCAAUAGAGUCCGUGCAACGUUUAUCCUGACUAAAAAUCAAGUGCAAAACCUCAAGAACUAUGUUUCUGCCAAUAGGCCAAAUUUACGUCACAUUUCAUCUUUCUCAGUGAUUUGUGCUUAUGUUUGGACAUGCUCGGAAAAAUGUUUGGCUGCUACAGCUGGCCAGCAGGAGACGAACGACGACGAGCCCGUCUACCUUCCUUUUGCUGCAGACUGUCGGAAACGUUUGAGCCCACAUUUGCCGUCAACUUACUUUGGUAAUUGUGUAGUAUAUGUGAUUACACAGUCCAGGCACGGAUUGUUAAAGGGAGAUGAAGGAUUUCUUAUAGCUGCAGAGUCUAUAGGAGAGGCCAUCACGGAAACCCUGUAUAAUGAAAGGGAAAUCUUGGAUAGUGCGGGUUGGCCGAUGGAUUUCAGCGAAUACUUCGGUCGACGAUAUAUAGGUGUGGCCGGAUCACCGAAAUUUGACGUAUAUGAGGCUGAUUUCGGGUGGGGAAGGCCCAAAAAGUACGAAUUUGCUCAUGUUGAUGGGGAAAGAUAUUCGAUAUCCCUAUGCAAGUCGAGGGAAUUUGAAGGAGGAUUUGAGAUUGGGGUGUCUAGAAUGAAGACUGACAUGGAUGUCUUUGAGGAUAUUUUCAAUCAAGGCCUUCAGAUGAUUGAUCGAGAUUGAAUUGAUCACAUAUAGGUUUGUCAAUGCGUGCGUAUCUAUUACUCGGAUUCACACAAAAUAAAUGCUGAUGGUGACUUUUUGGUA